This is a messenger RNA of Pieris rapae (cabbage white), 1769 nucleotides long. RefSeq names its product cystathionine gamma-lyase (gene Cth). Gene Ontology annotation, cellular component: cytoplasm. The coding region runs from base 167 to 1348 and encodes 393 amino acids. The transcript is spliced from 8 exons. Gene Ontology annotation, biological process: transsulfuration. The record is from RefSeq and is a predicted model, not a curated record. Gene Ontology annotation, molecular function: cystathionine gamma-lyase activity; pyridoxal phosphate binding. Lineage: Eukaryota; Metazoa; Arthropoda; Insecta; Lepidoptera; Pieridae.
UUCAAUUGCCGGGAAGUUAGUUUGGUCGCUAACAAAAUACGUAGAUAAAAGCGUAUGUGAUAUUUAUACCUUAAAAUUUUUGUUUCUUUAAUAUUUAUAUUAUAAAAAUAAGUUUUCAUUAAUUGUAAAAGUUUAUAAUAUUUUUAAAGUUUUUUAGUGAUUUUAGAUGGGUGACCAAGGCUUCCUAAAACAAAAAAAAGGGUUUGCUACCCUUGCCAUCCAUGCAGGACAAGAUCCAGACAAAUGGGAAUCAAAGGCUGUGGUUAUGCCCAUUGUAACAGCCACAACAUUUAAACAAACAGGACCUGCUGAAUACAAGGAAUUUGACUACAGUCGAUCUGGUAACCCAACAAGAAAUACCCUUGAGGAGUGUUUAGCGGCCCUGGAUGGAGGCAAAUAUGGUUUGGCCUUUGCAUCAGGUUUGGGAGCUGUUACCACCGUCGUGACUUUAUUGAGUCAAGGAGAACAUAUUCUUUGCUGCGACGAUGUGUACGGUGGCACUAACAGAUUGUUGAGGAAUGUUCUUGAAAAAAAUGGGAUUGAAGUAUCGUUUGCGGACUUUACAAACGUCGAAUACAUCAAGAAUUCAAUUAAGGAAAAUACAAAGAUGAUUUGGGUAGAGACGCCAACAAACCCACUUCUCAAAGUAAUUGAUAUGGAAGCGGUGGUAAAAAUCGCAAAGCCCAAAGGCAUUGUAGUUGUAGUGGACAAUACAUUCCUUACACCGUACUUGCAAAGGCCUCUUGACUUUGGUGUCGAUGUCGUCUUAUACUCCAUCACCAAGUACAUGAACGGGCAUGCUGAUGUCAUCAUGGGCGCCCUUGUCGUCAAUGAUGAUGCACUAGAGAAGAAGCUUCGCUUUUUACAAAACAGUAUGGGCAUCGUUCCUUCUCCAAUGGACUGCUACUUCGUAAGCAGAAGUCUGAAAACGCUUGCUCUACGCAUGGAACAGCACAAGAAGUCAUCUCUGAUUGUAGCCAACUGGCUCGUUAAACAUCCCAAUAUUAUCGAAGUUCUUCAUCCCGGACUUCCAUCUCACCCUCAGUACGAGAUUGCGAAACGCCAAAUGACGGGCCAUUCAGGGACAUUCAGCUUUAGACACAGUGGUGACCUUAAGGAAUCUCAAAAAUUGUUGAGAGCUCUGAAGAUGUUCAUGGUAGCUGAGAGUUUGGGCGGAUACGAAAGUCUCGCAGAGUUACCUACUCUGAUGACGCAUGCAUCAGUUCCUGAAGAACAGCGGGCAGCGUUGGGUAUUACGCAUAAUCUCAUAAGAAUAUCAGUGGGCUUAGAAGACGUCGAAGAUCUCAUUCAGGACUUAGACCAAUCGUUAAAAGUCGCAUUCGAAUAAAUUUUACAUUGUUUUAUCAUAUUUUCAUUGUAACAAUAUACAGUAUUUUGUUGAUUUAAAAAAAGUAGUUUUGAUAAAACGCUCCAUGUUAUCUCAAUUUUAUGUGUCAUUGUUUUCUUAAGAAAAAGGUUGUUGUCUAAUUGUAUUAUAAACGGGUGAUAAAGCUAUAGAUAGAUUCUAAAUCAAGAUAACUGAUAAAUAUUGUCUUUGUUUAAAUUAAUUGCAUUUACCUACGCUUUUAUUGUUUAAACGAUAAUAGAACAAGAUCAUGUAAGGUUAAAACAUGUGCAUUUUUAUGAGUAUUAUUUAAAAUGAUAUUGUAUUUUGUAGUUCACUUAUUUCCAAUGUUGUUCCUUCAAUAUUUUAUAUUGUAAUAAUUUAAGUGGUACCAAGUAUCAAAAAAUAAAUGAUUAAAUGGUUA